Molecule: messenger RNA, 4294 nt
Organism: Aphidius gifuensis
Lineage: Eukaryota; Metazoa; Arthropoda; Insecta; Hymenoptera; Braconidae
Exons: 4
Coding region: 237-3935 (1232 amino acids)
Molecular function (GO): RNA binding
Source: RefSeq, a predicted model, not a curated record
AUAUUGGCGCGUAUUUACAACCGUUGAAGUGCGUUGGAGGAACACCAAGAGAAAGACGACCACUUUUCUAGUGAUCGUGACUGAGGCAUCAGUCGUUAAAUACUCGAUUACUCGUUUGCACUCGUUCGCUUCCAAGUUUAAUAGCCGUGUCGUUAUCAUUCACGAAAAAAAAUCUAAAAUUAUAAUAAAACGCAAUUUCAUAAAAAAAGGACAGAGGAAAAUUAACACAAUUCAGAAUGGCCACUUUUAACAGAACCAAUCGACCCAACGAGGAGAAUACAUUAUACGUCAGCGAUCUUCCUGAUGAACUUAAUGAGGAUGGCAUCCAUAAAUUAUUUAAAGAUUAUGGCAGAAUAACAGCAAUUGUUGCACCAAGUGAUGCAAAAUAUGCUUUUAUAUCUUAUGGAACAUUUGCUGAAGCUGAAGCAGCAAUUCGUGCAUUGGACAACAAAGCACCACUUUAUCUUCAAGUGUCAUUUCGUCGUAAAAAACAAGAUGCACAAACUAAUGGACAUAUAAAUAGUAUAUCUAAUGAUCGUCCAGCAUUUGAUUAUCGUCAUAUGGCACCAGCACCACAAUUGAUGCAACAUUUUAAUGGUGGACAACCAAGACCAGAAUUAUUUCAAAUGCAUAUACAACCAACAAUUAAUUCACCACAAUUUCGUUCAUUUGUACAACCAGCAUUAUUACCAACACCAUCACCAAUACCAGCACUAUCACAACCAUCAAAUGGAUUUUUUCAAUAUACACCAUUGGAAUUACAAUAUGCUGAACGUAAUGAUCUUUGGUCACGUGGAUCAUUGACUAUUGAUACAGCUGGACGUAGACAUGUCACAAUGGGUCGUGGUUAUACACGUUAUCAUAUACCAGAUCCACAUCCAAGUGUUGAAGAACAAGCAUCUAAAGUAUCAGAAAUACGUCGUCAUGGAUCAUAUCAAUUUCAUCAAGAUCGUCAACAUGAAAAAAUUGGCAGAUGUUUGGCUUGUGGUAAAUAUUGUAUACAAACAUGUGCAUCAUGCAAUAAACAUUAUUGUAAUCGUGAAUGUCAAGCUACUGAUUGGCCACGUCAUAGAAUUACUGAUUGUAAUUUACCAGUAUUAAACAAUUUACCAGGUGGUCUUGAUUCAUUAUUUACACCACUAACACCAUUAACACCUGGUGAUAAUAAUAAUGAACAUACAAGAUUAACUAAAUCACGAUCAGUUCAUCCACCACCACCAAUGAGAAAACCAAAACAAGCUAUUAAUGAUCAUCAUUUUAGUGGUGAUAUUAUUAAAAAAUCUGAAUCAUUAAAUACUGGUGCUAAAAAAACAACUGGUGGAAGUAUUGAAGAAAUUUCAAUUGAUGAUUUUAAUAAUGACAAGAUAUUGAUUGAUGAUUCAAUAAAAACAUCUCUUGAACCUGUUGAAGAAACAUCAACUACUUCUGCUGCUGCUGUUGCGACUGCUGGUGGUGGUGAUAAUGAUAAAAAAACUGUUGUCAUUGAAAAACCAGAAAAAAAAUUAUCAACACCAAAAAUUGAUAAUAAUGUCAAAGUGGUUAAUGUUGAAGUACCUAAAAAACUUGAAAAAAUAUCUGAAGUUAAAACACCAUCACCACCACCACCAUCAUCAUCAGCUGCUAAACAAAAUAAAGCAAAUAUUAUUGAUGAACCAGACUUUGAAUUUCCAGUAUCAAAAAUGAAUGAUUUAAUACCAAAAACAGAAUUUAUUGAAUGUGUAAUAAGUCAUGUUGCAACACCAGGUCAUUUAUUUGCUGUACAAAGAUUUUGUGAUGUUGAAGCAAUCAAUAAUUUGAUGAUUGAAUUAAAUGAAAAUGCAUCAACAUUAAAACAAAUUAAAAAUCCAGAGUGUGAUAAAAUAUAUGGUGUUAAAUUUGCAAAUAUAUGGCACAGAGGACAAGUUGUUACAGUUGAACCAUUGACUGUUGAAUACAUUGAUUAUGGUGCAACUGAACCAAUUACUGAUGGUCAACUUCUUGAUCUUGGUGAAUAUGCUGAUAUACCAAGAUUUUCAGUUCAUGUUCGUUUACCAAGAGAAUCAGUUGAAGAAUAUAAAUUAUUGGAAGUUGAUAGUAUUAUAGUUAUUAAAAUGGUUGCAUCUGAUCCAGAGGAUGAUAUUAUUGAUGUUAUUGUUAAACCAGAUGGUAUUCAACAUAUUGUUAAAUCAAUUGAAACAUUAACUGUUGAAAUACCAAAAGAUACAAGUCCAACAAGUGUCAUAACAUUAGUUAGUGUUGGUUUGGAAAUAGUAGCUAUUAUUAGUGAAAAAAUUGAUGAUAAAAGUGCCAUUGGAAUAUUGGCAUUUGAUGCUGUUAAUGAAUCAUAUGAAAAACUCAUUGAACCAUUAAGAAUUGAGUGUGAUAAAGCAGCACAAACAUCAACUGGCUACAAAGCAGCUGUCAAUGAUUUUGUGUGCUUUCAAAAACAAGAUGAUCCAACUUAUUGGCUUCGUGGCAUUAUUUUAUCAACACAAGAUGAUGGUACAAUUAAAGUUGCAUCAAUUGAUGAGGGUCUUGUUGUUGUACCAACAAAAAUAAUACCAACUCCAAAUUUAUUCAAAGACAUUCCAAUGUAUGCUGUUAAAUUAAAUGCUAAAAAUAAAUUUUCAUUUGUUAAUGAAGAAGCUGUUGGUAUCAAAAUAUCAAGUAUCAAUUCAACAGUUGUUGAAGGUUUAUCAUUAGAAGGCAAUGAAACUAUUGAAAUAACCAAAUGGACACCUUGGGAAUCAACAUUAUUGAUGCAGUCAAUUGAUUCAACAACAAUUCCAACCAUAAAUAUUAAAAAUAAUAGUCAAGUUAUUAUUCAAUGUCAUCGUGGUCCAUCAGUUGUUUAUUUAAGAAGUUUAGACACUGAUGAAGUUGAAAGAAGUAAUCGUUUAAUUCAAGAUGUUGCAAAAGCAUCACAAACAGCAUUGAAAUUAACAAAACCACCAGCUGAUGGUGAUUAUCUUCUUGCUCAAUUUAUUGAUGAAAACUUUUAUCGUGCACAAGUACUUGCUGUUGAUGGUGAUAAAAUAAAAAUAGUUUAUGUUGAUUAUGGAAAUAUUGAGAUAACUGGUAUUAGUCAAUUGAGAAUAAUGCCACAAUCAUUGAUAAAAUGUCCACAAUGUAUUGCCAAAGCAACAUUAAAAAGUAUUAAAACAAGUGAACCAACAAAAGAAGCAUCUGAUUAUCUUGCUAAUCUUGCUGGUACUGAAGAAGUUUUAAAAUGUACAUAUGAUGUUUCAUUGAUGGAUGGUGUUGACUUGAAAACAUUAAAAGAUGAAAGUAUUAAUGAUAAAAUUAAUGAAUUAAUGACACCAACAUGGGAAAAAAAAGUUGCCACAACAUCAUUAACAACAACAGAUGCAAUAACAACACCAAGUUUAUUUUUAUCUGAAAUUGAAAUGACAAAACUUGGUGAAAUUGGUGAAACAAAAGAAUGUAUUUUAAUUCAUAUUCUUGAGUCUGGAUCAAAAUAUGUGUUUGCACCACAUGAUCCAGUAUUACUUUCUCAAAUGAUGACAAUGCCUGAAAGUAUCAAACAGUAUUGUGAUAAAAAUACAGAACAAUAUGUACCAAGACUUGGUGAAUUGUGUUUAUCACUUUAUGAAGAUGGCAAUUGGUACAGAGGAUGUUGUGUCAAUACCAGUGCUGAACCUGAUGCAGCCUUAAUAUUAUUUUUGGACUAUGGCAAUAUGGCACAUGUUAAAUAUGUUGAUAUUAGAAAAAUGGUUACUGACUUUUUACAACCACCUGCAAUUGGUAUCAUUUGUAAUGUCGAUUUUUCAGUUAAUGAACAAAAGUCACCACAAGUUAUUGCAAAGUUGGAUGAAUUUUUGGUGCCAAAUGAAAUGUAUAAAAUAAAAAUUUUAAACAUUGAUGAAGAUUCUGAAUACAGCAUUGAACUACCAGAUGCUAAAAAUAUUCUUGUUCAAGCUGGACUUUUGCGAUAAAUAAUAUUAAUUUUGUUUUUUUCGCUAUUAUUUUUCUAUUUUGAUUUUUUUGAUAUUAUUAUUUUUAGAUUAUUAACCAUAUAUCAUGUUUUACGUUUUUUUUUUUUAAGAAGAUGAUAACAAAGAUUGUUUAAUUUUUUUUUUUUUUUCUCAUUUUACUUGAUGUAAAAUAUUACUUUUUUUUUUUUUUCUUUAUGAUUAAAAUUUCAUUAUCAUUGACAAUUAUUGUCAUUUAAAUAAUUUCAUUAAAAAUACUUUUUACAGAUUUUUCAUGUCUGUAAUUUAAUUAUGGUUAAAAAAAAUAUUUGUGCCUUUUUUUUAUAUAAAAAUAAAUAAAUAUAUCUAUAAUUUAAAUAACA